Molecule: messenger RNA, 516 nt
Organism: Daktulosphaira vitifoliae (grape phylloxera)
Lineage: Eukaryota; Metazoa; Arthropoda; Insecta; Hemiptera; Phylloxeridae
Exons: 2
Coding region: 1-516 (171 amino acids)
Biological process (GO): chromatin remodeling
Cellular component (GO): nucleus
Source: RefSeq, a predicted model, not a curated record
AUGGAUGAGGAGAUGAAAAGAAGAAUAGUAGAAGUAGCUAGGAAAAGUGACAGAAUUAUGGUCGUAAAAUUGAUAUUCGAAGAAAAAGUGCUGAAUGUAAUAAGUGCCUAUGCACCACAAGUGGAAUGUGAUGAAAUAGACAUGGAAGUGUUUUGUAGAGAGAUGGAUGAGGAGAUGCAAGGGGUACCUGGCAAUGAGGAUGUGGUAAUAGGUGGAGAUAUGAAUGGACAUAUAGGUAAUGAGAGGAGAGGAUAUGAAAGAGUACAUGGAGGGUAUGGUUUUAGUGGAAAGAAUGAGGCUGGAGAAAGAAUACUGGAUUUCGCAGUAUCGCAAGAUCUUGCUAUCCGGUGGUGGAAAUUGAAAGGGGAUAAUGAAGAAGAGUUUGUAAAGACGGUGUGGAAUGUCGAGGGAGACAUAAAUUAUGUGUGGAAUAGAUUUGCUAGUUAUGUAACGAAUACUGCAAAAGAGAUUGUUGGUGAUAGUAGGAGUAGAAUGCCAGAAAACAAGGAAACCUGA